This is a messenger RNA of Cutaneotrichosporon oleaginosum, 1139 nucleotides long. RefSeq lists its product as uncharacterized. The record is from RefSeq and is a predicted model, not a curated record. NCBI's taxonomy places the organism in Eukaryota, Fungi, Basidiomycota, Tremellomycetes, Trichosporonales, Trichosporonaceae.
CGAGCUACCUCGCUCACCUCUCACCUCCCACACACCAUUAUGCUCACAGUCAACGCCACGGGGAGCCCUUACGAGCUCGGGAAGCAGCAUGGCGAGGCGGCGCGCGAGCUGGUGUACGGCACCAAGGCGUUUUACGAGGCCUUCUUCAUGAAGAUGGCCAAGCUGGACUGGCCGCGCGUCGAGGCCGCCGCAGAGCAGUGGAAGCCCUUCCUUGACGCCAAGUACCCGCAAUAUGUUGAGGAGAUGCAGGGCCUGGCGGACGCAACCGACCUCCCCCUCGCGACAAUUAUCGCGCUCAAUGUGCGCACCGAAGUCGCCUUUGGGAUGUACAGCGACGGAUGCACGUCGCUGUCGGUACACGCGCCCGGCACGGCGAUCCUCGCGCAGAACUGGGACUGGAAGGUCGCGCAGCGCGAGAACCUCAUCACGCUCAACCUCAACGGCAAGAUCAGCUUCGUGACGGAAGCGGGCAUCAUCGGCAAGAUCGGGCUGUGUUCCGCCGGCGUCGGCGUGUGCCUGAACGCCAUCUCUGCGCUCGGCGUCGCGCACGACAAGCUGCCCGUGCACCUCGCACUGCGCGCCGCCCUCGACUGGGCCGAGGAGAUGACCGAGGACCGCAAGGCCCGCGCCAUCGUCGACCGGCUUAAGCGCGAAGGCGUGGCGAGCGCGGCACACAUCUUCGUCGCGGACCAGCACGAGGGCAUCGGCCUCGAAGUCAGCUGCAAGGACGCCGUGGAGGUGCGCCGCACCUCCGUGCCCGCCGGCACGGCGGUGCUGCACUCGAACCACUAUGUCGAGGAGCACCCGGAGGUCAAGCUCGGCGCGGCGUUCCUGCACGAUUCGCCGAACCGGCUCGCGCGCAUUGAGCAGCUCGUCCGCGCCGACGAGGGGCCCGUUACGCCGGGCGCGGUAACGGCGUGGCUGUCCGACGAGGAGAACUUUCCGGGCUCGAUCUGCCGCGACAAGACCUCGGCAGGUGAUUCCGAGACGCUGUUCAGCAUUAUCAUGGACCUCGAAAAGGCCACGGCACGCGUCAAGGUCGGCAAGACGAACGGGGACGGUGAGGUGUUCACGCUUGCGCCGCAGCGUGCGUAGGGAUGAUGGUUGGGUUGUAUGGUGCUAUGUGAGAGUGUUUGCAG